CGGUCAAUAGACGAAUAGCAGGGAGGCCGGAGGCGCUCUCGAGGUUCGUGGGUGUUCUCAGCCCGGAGCUGGAGAGCCUUUGAGGCUGUCUAUAUCAUUGAUAUACAUAUAUACAUUUUUUUUUUCUUCACCGUGGUGAAACGGUCGACGCGCGAGUUGAAACAAGGAGAGAUGUUCCGCGAGGAAGUGCGCGUUACGUACACGUCGGCCUGAACGUGCUGUGUUUCUCGAAAGAUGCUGCCGUUGUGCAAAGCGACGACAGAGGAGGCGCCUUCGCGAAACUGUCAGAAAGAUCGUCGUUGUCGUACGUGAGUCAGUGCGCUCGGUGGAUUGAAAGAAGGCACGUACGUACAAAAUGGCUUCGGGCGACAAUGUGGACGUGAUCGAAGUGGUCGAGACAAGCUUCACUGGCCCGGUGCAAGCCACGGAGGAUCAUCUCAGACCGGAACAGUAUGCGGACGAGGACAAUAAAUCUACAGGGGAUAAGGUGACAGCAUUUGACAGCUCCAUAAAUCAGCAUGGCACCACGGGGCCCAAAACCCCUGUGGGGGUAUCGAGGAACAAAUCGGAACGAGAGAGGAAGAUCGGUCACAGGAGAGUUGGAGUGGGAGGUGAAAUCACGUACAAAAAGAUCCAAACGACACAAAUCAUGGGAUCCAUCCAGCUUGGUAUCCAGCACGCGGUCGGCGGUUUGGCUAGUAAACCAGAGCGUGAUUUACUGAUGCAAGACUUCAUGACGGUAGAAACGACGAACUUCCCGAGCGAGGGAUCUAACCACACUCCUGCUCAUCAUUUCUCCGAGUUUAAGUUCAAAAACUACGCACCCAUUGCAUUUCGUUACUUUCGCGAUCUCUUUGGCAUUCAACCGGAUGACUUUCUGAUGUCGAUGUGUAGCGCUCCGUUACGCGAAUUGUCGAACCCGGGCGCUAGUGGAAGUAUCUUUUAUCUAACAGAUGAUGACGAGUUCAUCAUAAAGACUGUACAACACAAAGAAGGAGAAUUUUUACAGACGCUUCUUCCAGGAUAUUAUAUGAAUCUAAAUCAAAAUCCGAGGACGUUAUUGCCAAAGUUCUUCGGGUUGUAUUGCUAUCGGUGUAAUAGUAAAAAUGUUAGAUUAGUCGCUAUGAAUAAUCUUCUACCCUCAUCGGUGAAACUGCAUCAGAAGUACGACUUGAAAGGAUCGACGUACAAGAGAAAGGCAUCGAAAUCGGAAAGGUCCAAGUCUUCCCCAACGUACAAAGACUUGGAUUUCAUGGAACACCAUCCGGAGGGGAUCUUUUUGGAGGCGGACACAUACAGCGCUCUAGUUAAAACUAUCCAAAGAGAUUGUCGGGUGUUGGAAAGUUUUAAAAUCAUGGAUUAUUCUCUCCUCGUUGGUAUUCACAACCUUGACCAGGCUGCGAGAGAAAAAGCGCAGGAGCAGAGAUUAUCAGCGAGCGCGGAGGAAGAAAUCGGCGAAGUCGGAGGUGAGAGUGCAGCAUUUACUCAAGCAGAAAGAGAACGGGAACGGGAGGAUAGAAUAGGUGCCAGCGCUCUGAACCGAUCGCGAAGCAUAAACCGACAAAGGUUGGUUGCGCACAGUACCGCUAUGGAAAGUAUUCAGGCUGAAAGCGAGCCGAUAGACGAGGAGGACGACGUACCCAGUCCAGGUGGAAUUCCCGCCCGUAAUGCUCGCGGCGAACGCCUGUUACUCUUCGUUGGUAUUAUUGAUAUUUUGCAAAGUUACAGGCUCAAGAAAAAAUUGGAACAUACCUGGAAGUCGAUGAUACACGACGGCGAUACUGUAUCAGUACAUCGGCCAGGUUUUUACGCGCAACGUUUUCAAGAUUUCAUGGCGAAGACAGUAUUCAAAAAGAUACCGUCACUGGACCUGCCUGAGAUUAAGGGGAAUCAUCGCAAAUUCCGUAACCUCGUCACCAGCUACAUAGUCUUUGCUCAAACAUUGAAACAUUCCCCGUCGAAGAGAAAAAGCAUCACCAGGCCUCUCAGGCCCCUGGACGGCGACUUCGAUUCAACCGCGGUGCCGACAACCGGAACUUCGACAAUGCAUGCUACGUCACCCACGAAGGCUGUGACCCCGACAGACCCUGCGAUCAGCACGACCAGCACGGUGAUGUCGACCGGUUCGGCGCCGAUCGCCACUUCCACCCCGGUGAACUUCGCCUCGGGCCCGGUGAGCCCGCCUCCGUUGACCUUGGCCGCCGGUCCAGGCCCAAUCCCUCAUCAAGAGCAACCGGUGACGACCUCAGCGGCCAAGGUCACGAGCUAUCCAGCGGUACUGAAGGGCAGGACCGCCGCCAGUCCACCGAAUCCGAAUCUGGUACCCUCCGGCAAGAUUCCACCCCCCGUCCCUCCGAGAGGCACCGGUCAAUCGAGGACCGCGAGGUCCUCCGAGGAGCACCGUGGCCCUGCAACGGCCACAUCCACGUCCUCGAUGGCGUCCAGCCGAGGUGGCACCCUUCCCUCCACUUGUUCCACCCCGCCCCCGCCCUUUGACGAUGCAGUGCGCUCAAACGACCAAACCCUGGCUUCUGGCGGUCAACUUCAACAGGGUGCACCGACCACCAUCUUAACCAGCAGUCUAAGCAGUGCUCAGUCCAAGCAGAACAAGGUUGUGCACCACGUCACCCUCACAAAGACUUAUCACGAUGCCGUGAGCAUAUCGGACGUGCACUUGGAGAGCAGCGGUAGCGGAAGCGGAAGCGGCGGCAGGGAAACGAAGUCUUCGCUGAGCGUGGAAAGCGGUGGCAGCAGUCGUGGCGGCGGCGGUUUGACCUGGACACCACCGGCGGGCAGUGCCGAGGGUUCAACGCCUACCUGGACAGAAGGCACGCCGUCUUUCACCGAGAGCUCGAGCAGCGGUGACGCAGGUUGCCCAACCACGCCGAUCAGGGGUAGCCAGCGUCAGGAUGACGGAGGGAGAAUCGUUACCACCGUCGAGGAGGCGUUGGCAAGUCUUACUACGGAAAUGAAAGAAACGAACGACGCGAGGAACGAUUUCGUGGAACAGAGAAGGUCCCAUUCGGUGUACAGUCAAGUGAGAACGAGUUUCAAGCGUGCCAGCGCGAGCCACGUGUCGAUCAUGAGGAGCGUGCAAAGAGUGUUAAAGGUGCAACGCAGGGAGCCAUGAGGGUCCAAACGAAGCGGCACCAGCAGAGUAGAUCGAAAUUUUUCGGACAACGAAAACCGACGAAGUUGCAAUUUGUGGAGAAACAAAGAUGGGAAACCUGGGCUUUAAAACCGGAGAACCAGAGAGGAAAAUUUCAGAUUUUAUCGUCGCGAUCUGUGAUCUGUGUGUCUAGAGGGCGUCUAGCACUGUUUCCUUUGAUGUUGAUCUUUAGAUAAAACGACAUUUUUACCGUUUCACGUACUCGAUCAUCCUUUUUCUUUUUUUUUUUUUUUUUAAAUACUAUCGAACGUAAAUAAUCAACGAAAAAUUAUUUAGCUCGUUUAACUGUCGUUUGAACGACAGUGUAACUUCGACUUUAAUCCUCUCGUGACUGUAGAUGUCAGCCUUACGUCUAAGUGUCUACUUAAUUAACUGCGUAAGACUUCGUUCUUUUUUCCCCGUUUUCUUUUCGUUGCGUCAACGUCAUCGCGUCAUACAUUCUUUUUUUUCAUAAUCGCGAACGAAUGAAAAAAAAGAAGAGAAGCAAUGUCACGAUCGACAAGAGGAGAAACGGGAAAACGAUCGAUCUCCUCGCGUGGUUUUGUAACGUUGAUGCAAACAUGCCAAGAAGAUGUCUGACGAUUUUCUUCGUGCUUCUAUUUUGUUUUCAAAUUAUCGAGACUUUGGCCGUUCAGGUUACUUUGUAAAUUCUCGGACUAAAUAACAUUUGGAGGACAAGGCAAAGUACGAAAGAAUCUCGAAGCUGCAUCGUUGUUGGAAAGGAAGUCGAAGACAAAUUUUAUUUUAUUAACGUUUAAAAAAAUAAAAAGAGGGAAGAUGUAGAUAUUUUGAUCAGUAUUCGUUCGAUACUUUCACAGUCGAGUACAAAAAUUAUGCGUUAUAGCUUCACUUCGAUUUUAUUACCCGAAAGCCGGUCCUUUCGUCUUUGAACAAAGCUGUAGAAACUCGAUUUGAGUAGAUUCCCGUAAGAGAAUCGUAGAAAGGUGCCAUUAAGAAUCUGCAUGGAGAGAGAGAGAGAGAGAGAGAGAGAGAGAGAGAAAUGAGUGCAAUUACGAGCGAUUGCAGUCGCUGGAAUAAAUAACCCUUUAACCGAGCAGUACGCGUUACACAGAAAAACGAUCUUUCAUUAAUCGAAACGCGUUUGUAUUCAUUUCUCAAUAUCCUUAACAUUCAUUUUCACAUUCUAUCGCCAUCUCUCGCUGUAUCUCGAAAUCUAGUUGCCUGGUCAAGGGCCUGGUUAAAGAGUUAAAACGACAGUUGUGGAUCGGUUGCACUCGCGCAACUCUCGAUAUAUCUCGAGCGUAUACUUAUGUACGGUUUUGUAACGUUCUAAUUUAAGAGCGACUGGAAACGCUCCGCUACUAUUUUUUAACUGUUCUCGUAAAGAACCAGAGUUCUUCUUUUUUUUUUUUUUUUUCUAUUUUCGAUUUCUAUUUCCCGUUGCACGAAAGAGGAAAAAGAAAAACGAGAGAAGAUGUCGCGGAGGAAAGGCGGAUCCAUUUCUGUCUCGUUCGAGAAGAUAAGGGUACGUAUGUUACGUGGAAAUGUACGUAUCAAUGAAAUGCGUAAAAAAAUAAACUCGUCCCGGUAUAUUAUACGUAUUAACGUUGAAGCGAAAAGUACGAAAAGAUCCGGAUGCAUAAUGCGAACGAUUGUUGUUCAAUCGCGCUGUUGCGAGAUAAAAUUGUCACUUAGAUAUUUCGGCAAUACAUGCUAUACACUAUGAUUAUGAUCACUACCAUUAUGAUUAUUACUAUCACCAUGAUUACUGAUAUUAUUUAAAUAAAGCAGUUACUAUUA
This is a messenger RNA of Frieseomelitta varia, 4930 nucleotides long. RefSeq names its product phosphatidylinositol 4-phosphate 5-kinase type-1 alpha (gene PIP5K59B). The record is from RefSeq and is a predicted model, not a curated record. Lineage: Eukaryota; Metazoa; Arthropoda; Insecta; Hymenoptera; Apidae. Gene Ontology annotation, molecular function: phosphatidylinositol kinase activity. Gene Ontology annotation, biological process: phosphatidylinositol metabolic process. The transcript is spliced from 19 exons. Bases 356 to 3130 code for a protein of 924 amino acids.